CUUCGACCUGUCGCUGCCCAUUCCGGAGGACCUGCCGGAGGCCGACCCACGGGUCAGAGGGGCGGCGGCGGCAGCAGCGGGUUCCGGUGCUCCUGCGGCGGCGGGUCAGGAUGGUGGGGACGGGGAUGAUAAGGGCAGGGGCAAGAAGGUCGGGAAGAAGGCUGGCAAGAAGUCGGAAAAGCAGCGGGAGAAGGAGGAGAAGGCGGCGGCGAAAGCGGCGGCGAAGGCGGCGGCCAAGCAGGCGAAGGAGGAGAAGAAGGAGAAGGAGAAGGGCAAGCAGGGAAAGGGGAAGGCUGCCGGCGGCGGUAAGGGCAAGGCAGAGGAUGUGGAAAAGGCAGUCCCCGCUACAGCUGCUGAGCAGCAACGACCGCCUGGUGCAGCAGCAGCAGCAGCAGCAGGGGCGGCGGCAGCAGCAGGUGACGGGACAGCCGACGGCGACGGCAUCAGCGGCAAGAAGCUGUCUAAGAAGCAACUCGCCAAGCAGGCGAAGGAGCAGCGCAAGGUCAAGAUAGCCGCGGUACGACAGGCCAAGAAGAACCACCCUGCGGAGUCGGUGAGGG
Messenger RNA from Astrephomene gubernaculifera, 560 nucleotides. Lineage: Eukaryota; Viridiplantae; Chlorophyta; Chlorophyceae; Chlamydomonadales; Astrephomenaceae. The record is from the annotation of a GenBank genome assembly.